Lepus europaeus (European hare) is the source of this 1433-nucleotide messenger RNA. RefSeq names its product 1-acylglycerol-3-phosphate O-acyltransferase 3 (gene AGPAT3). Gene Ontology annotation, cellular component: endoplasmic reticulum; endomembrane system. NCBI's taxonomy places the organism in Eukaryota, Metazoa, Chordata, Mammalia, Lagomorpha, Leporidae. Bases 145 to 1275 code for a protein of 376 amino acids. The record is from RefSeq and is a predicted model, not a curated record. Gene Ontology annotation, molecular function: 1-acylglycerol-3-phosphate O-acyltransferase activity. The transcript is spliced from 9 exons.
ACGCGGGGCCGCCGGCCCAGGCCGAGCAGCGCAGCGGCGGCGGAGGCGACGCCGGGACGCUCGCGACGAGCAGGUGGCGGCGGCGGCGGCUGCAGGACGGCUGUUCUCAGCGAGGGACCCUGCACGCGCUCCUGAGCGGCGACCAUGGGCCUGCUCGCCUACCUGAAGACCCAGUUCGUGGUGCACCUGCUCAUCGGGUUUGUGUUCGUGGUGAGCGGGCUGGUCAUCAACUUCACCCAGCUGUGCACACUGGCCCUCUGGCCCGUCAACAAGCAGCUGUACCGCCGCCUGAACUGCCGCCUCGCCUACUCGCUCUGGAGCCAGCUGGUCAUGCUGCUGGAGUGGUGGUCGUGCACGGAGUGUACCCUCUUCACCGACGAGGACACCCUGGGCCACUUUGGGAAGGAGCACGUGGUCGUCAUCCUCAACCACAACUUCGAAAUCGACUUCCUCUGUGGGUGGACGAUGUGCGAGCGGUUUGGCGUGUUGGGGAGCUCCAAAGUCCUGGCUAAGAAGGAGCUGCUGUAUGUGCCCCUCAUCGGCUGGACCUGGUACUUCCUGGAGGUGGUGUUCUGCAAACGCAAGUGGGAGGAGGACCGCGACACGGUCGUGCGGGGACUGAGGCGCCUGUGCGACUACCCCGAGUACAUGUGGUUUCUGCUGUACUGCGAAGGCACGCGCUUCACGGAGACCAAGCACCGGGUCAGCAUGGAGGUGGCCGCCUCCAAGGGGCUGCCCCCGCUCAAGUACCACCUGCUCCCGCGCACCAAGGGCUUCACCACGGCCGUGCAGUGUCUGCAGGGGACAGUUGCCGCCAUCUAUGACGUCACGCUGAACUUCCGCGGAAACAAGAACCCGUCGCUGCUCGGGAUCCUCUACGGGAAGAAGUAUGAGGCGGACAUGUGCGUGAGGAGAUUUCCUCUAGAAGAGAUCCCACUGGAUGAGAAGGAAGCGGCCCAGUGGCUCCACAAACUGUACCAGGAGAAGGACGCGCUGCAGGAGGCCUACAAGCUGCAGGGCACCUUCCCGGGGCAGCAGUUCAGACCCGCCCGGCGGCCCUGGACGCUGCUCAACUUCCUGUGCUGGGCCACCGUCCUCCUGUCGCCCCUCUUCAGCUUUGUCCUGGGCGUCUUCGCCAGUGGAUCCCCCCUCCUGAUCCUGACCUUCCUGGGGUUUGUGGGAGCAGCGUCCUUUGGAGUCCGCAGACUGAUAGGAGUGACGGAAAUAGAAAAAGGCUCCAACUACGGCAACCAAGAAUUUAAGAAAAAGGAAUAAUUAAUGGCUGUGAUUGAACACGCGUUACUCGACGGUGGUAUCCAAUUAACUCAAUUAAAACAGCAACAGAGCGAGGGGAGAGAGACACUUAGAAACUAUUUUUCUUAUUAACUGGUGACUAAUAUUAACAAAUAAAACUUGAGCCAAGAGAAAAGAAA